Adineta steineri is the source of this 801-nucleotide messenger RNA. The record is from the annotation of a GenBank genome assembly. NCBI's taxonomy places the organism in Eukaryota, Metazoa, Rotifera, Eurotatoria, Adinetida, Adinetidae.
AUGCCUUUUUAUUGCUCGAAUUCUACCUAUGUUAUCUAUUGGUGUCAAUAUAUAAAUUUUAGCGGUGCUACAGAAGGUACAGUCGUACAAGUGUAUCACAUUGUAACAACCAAUGAUGCACUAUCAAAAUUAAAUACAGUUCCAUUAGGUCAACCGAUGCCUUAUUUUCGAUGUCAUACAUUGGAUAAAUUUCUACAAAUUAUACCAAUUAGAUACAUAGGUGAACUUUUUAUAAGUGGACCUAUUAUGAAUGGUUACUUAAACAGACCUGCUCUUAAUAAUAAAGCAUUAGUUCAACUUCCAGAUGAAUUUGAUAAAAGUUAUAGAACAGGUGAUUUAGCUCGAUUAAUACCUUCAACUGGUAAAAUUCAAUUAUUGGGUUGUAAUGAUUUUCAAGUGAAAGUAAAUGGACAACGAAUAAAAUUAGAAGAAAUUCAAGCAGUUAUUUAUCAAUCUAAUUCAUCUAUUUCUAAUUGUGCUGUUAUUAAAGUUGUAGAACGUGGACGAGACCAUUUGAUUGCAUAUAUACAAUUAAAUAAAGCAUCUACAUCAGCAGUUCCAUUUGAUGAAAAAUUAAUUCAUACUAAUUGUCAAGAUCAUUUACCACAAUAUACGAUUCCAUCUUUUUUUAUUGUAGUUGAUCAAUUACCAUUUAAUUCUAACGGAAAACUGGAUAAAACAAUACUUCCUAAACCUAAUCUAUCAUCAUUACUUUUCCCAAUAAAUAAUGAUGAAACUUCUGAUGAUCAAGAAAAUCAAAGAUCAAUGACAAAUGAACAACAACUUACACAUGAUCUUUAG